AUGCUGUACCAGGCGCUGCUGGGGCUCGUCGGCCUGUGCGCCACCGUCGUGGUCGCAGACGACGGCGGCAGGGACCUUGGCUCUGUGCUCGCGGGCAACAAGAACCUCACCAAAUACUAUGACCUCAUCAAGAAAUAUCCAGACAUCCUGCUGCAAUUGCCGAGCUACCAGGGCGUUACGAUCGUUGCGCCGUCAAACAAGGCCUUCGAGAACAUCCCCUACACGUCUCUUAAUGGCCAAUGGGACCCUGAGGACAAGGCCAAGACGGUGCCCCUCCUCCAGUACCACAUCCUCCAGGGCAACGUCUCGACAAAGGACCUUGACACCGGUCCAACCGUCGUCAGGAAGACUCUCCUGACGGACUCCAAGUACACCAAUGUGACCUCGGGCCAGAAUGUCCUGAUCAACAAGCAGCCCGGCGACGUUGUCGUCUUCACCACUAGCAUGGGCACGCGCUGUACCCUCGUCGAGGGCGACAUUGCCUUUCAGGGGGGCCUGAUCCAGGUCGUGGACAACCUCCUCAUCCCGCCCGCGCGCAUCGACAAGACGUCUGAGGCCUUCAAGGUGUCAUCGUUCUUGGGCGCGCUCUACGCCGCCAAGCUUAUGCCGGACCUUGCAUAUCGCAAGAACGUGACUAUCUUUGCGCCUCAAGAUGAAGCCUUUGCGCUCGUCGGUGGCGGACUGGAGAAGCUGGAUUCGCAGAAGCUCGCUCGCGUCAUGGGCUACCACGUCGUGGCCGACCAGGUCAUCGUCUCGUCGGCGUUCUCCAAUGGCACGAAGCUCGCCACUUUGGCCAAGGCUGACGGCGAGGGCGGCGCCAGCGAGAAGGUUACGGUACGCAUCGCAGGGAACAACAAGUACGUCAACUCGGCGCAGAUUGUCCAGCCGGACAUUCUCAUCGCCAACGGCAUCUUGCACCUGGUGUCCGACGUGCUCAACCCCGAUGCCGACACCGUUGCGCCGAAUCCCACGCUUGGGACGCAAGUGCCCGUCUUUCCCGUCAGCUCUGCCAAGGACGCCUUCACAUCUGCGCUGCCUUGCUCCACGGACUGCCCCGUGACAACUUCGGCGACGGGGACGGAUGCCUCGGGGGCGGCUACAGCGACAACGAGCAGCACGUCGUUCCACUCCAGUUCCAGCAAGGGUGGCGCAAUGCCAGCGAGGGCCACGGGAGGCGUGAUGGGGACGGCGGCGAUGGGGCUGUUGGGUGUUGGGGCUGGGAUGGCUCCGUGGCUGUAG
Molecule: messenger RNA, 1239 nt
Organism: Purpureocillium lilacinum
Lineage: Eukaryota; Fungi; Ascomycota; Sordariomycetes; Hypocreales; Ophiocordycipitaceae
Biological process (GO): macroautophagy
Cellular component (GO): fungal-type vacuole membrane
Source: RefSeq, a predicted model, not a curated record